AUGGGCAAGACUGUUAUCCUUACUGGUGCCUCUCGCGGUAUCGGCUUAGCUAUUGCUAAGUAUCUCUUACAGGCGCCACAUUUAUGUAACUUGGUGCUUGUUGCCCGCACUGAGGCUCCCCUGCUGGAGCUCAAGGAGAAACAUGGCAAUCAGGUCCAGGUUGUCUGCGGUGACGUCUCUGACUUCUCGCUUGCUCGCGAAGCCGUUGCCCAGGCCCUUAAGUCCUAUGGCAGACUCGACGGGUUGAUCAUCAACCACGGCGUCCUCGCUCCUGUUUCUAGACUCGAGCAGGCUAACAUUAGGGAAUGGAUGAAGGCUUAUGAUGUGAACUUUUUCAGUGCUUUGGAAUUUGUGAAGCAAUGUAUCCCACAUCUUCGUCUGGCUCGUGGCCGAGUUGUCUUCACUUCCUCUGGUGCAGCAACUGGGCCUGUCAACGGUUGGGGAAUGUACGGCUCCUCCAAGGCUGCGAUGAACCAUCUUAACAUGACCUUGGCCCAUGAGGAGCCCGAAAUCAUCUCUGUGGCCAUCCGCCCAGGAAUGGUCGACACCGACAUGCAACACCACCUCAGAUGCCAGCACCUCGGCAUCCUCGGGCCCAAGGAUAGCGCCAAAUUCGUCAACGCACACGAGGAAGGCAAGCUCUUGAAGCCGGAGCAGCCUGGUACCGUCAUCGGAAAGCUAGUCUUGGGUGCUACAGAAGACCUGAGCGGUAAAUUCAUAACUUGGAAUGAUGAGGCCCUGGCCAAGUACCAGGCAUAA
This is a messenger RNA of Microsporum canis CBS 113480, 759 nucleotides long. Its product is annotated as short-chain dehydrogenase. Gene Ontology annotation, molecular function: oxidoreductase activity, acting on NAD(P)H, oxygen as acceptor. The coding region runs from base 1 to 759 and encodes 252 amino acids. NCBI's taxonomy places the organism in Eukaryota, Fungi, Ascomycota, Eurotiomycetes, Onygenales, Arthrodermataceae. Gene Ontology annotation, cellular component: intracellular anatomical structure. The record is from RefSeq and is a predicted model, not a curated record. The transcript is spliced from 4 exons.